This is a messenger RNA of Prunus dulcis (almond), 946 nucleotides long. RefSeq names its product HMG-Y-related protein A-like. The record is from RefSeq and is a predicted model, not a curated record. Gene Ontology annotation, biological process: nucleosome assembly; chromosome condensation; negative regulation of DNA recombination. Gene Ontology annotation, cellular component: nucleolus; nucleus; nucleosome. The transcript is spliced from 2 exons. The coding region runs from base 151 to 693 and encodes 180 amino acids. Gene Ontology annotation, molecular function: double-stranded DNA binding; nucleosomal DNA binding. NCBI's taxonomy places the organism in Eukaryota, Viridiplantae, Streptophyta, Magnoliopsida, Rosales, Rosaceae.
AUACUUUUUCUGCGGGGUGGGGUGGGAAUUCAGAACUUAUGAAGUCCUUUCAAGUGGGCCCCUAAUUACACAUUUAUCUUCCGAAUGCAUGAUUCUAUUCUAUAUCUAUAGAGAGCUAGCUCAAGGGAAGGAGAGAGGAGAGGAGGACAAAUGGCGUUGAUAUGGGACAGGAAAAGGGGGGGAUGCAACAGCAACACCCCUCAACUCAAGAAGAUUGUUGAACUAGCUUCAUCCAAACAAACGCACCCACUGUCCAUGGACGAAAACGAAAUUAACAAGAUCCACGCCUGCCUUCGAAAUACAUACAUGCAAUUGCACACCCCAGAUCACCCACCUUACUCACAGACGAUAUUUAAAGCCAUUAACUCACUGAAUUAUGAGGAAGGUGGUGCAAACAAAGCUGCUAUAUCCGCCUAUAUUAAGUCAGAGUUCCAUGAUCUGGCUUGGGCUCAUGAGAGCCUUCUCUCUCACCAUCUUGGCAAGCUCCUUGAGAGAGGCGAGUUGGUUACUUCUCCUAGCACUGGUGAUUGUCAGCUUCCUAAACCAUUGUUAUUAGCACAUGAAGAUUUGGAUCCAUCAAAGCAUGCUCGGGGUCGGGGGCGGCGAGGAAGGCCACCAAAACCGAAACGAGGAAACAAGGAAAACAUGACUAAGAGAGAAUCAUUGUCUUUGUGUGAGCAAAGGAAAAAGUAAGGAAUUAACAAGGUAAGUGUGGAGGAGGAUGGAAACCCCAAGAAGAGGAGAGGAAGGCCUCCCAAGAAAUUAAUAAGUGACAAUCAUCCAUUGGGCAGUUUUUGAGAAUUGGAAGGACCUAAUGCAAAGGAAAAGUAGGCAUGUGACACUUGACAUGCACCCCAAUAGAUAAAGCAUGAUUACUUAACUUACCAUUUUUCCAAAAUAAAUGCUUAGAAAACCUAUAACGAUUAUUAUUAUUCUUUUUGAAAAA